Messenger RNA from Oryzias melastigma (Indian medaka), 3727 nucleotides. It is a transcript of the gene ppfibp1b, whose product is annotated as PPFIA binding protein 1b. Gene Ontology annotation, biological process: neuromuscular junction development. NCBI's taxonomy places the organism in Eukaryota, Metazoa, Chordata, Actinopteri, Beloniformes, Adrianichthyidae. The coding region runs from base 188 to 3166 and encodes 992 amino acids. Gene Ontology annotation, cellular component: presynaptic active zone. Gene Ontology annotation, molecular function: protein binding. The record is from RefSeq and is a predicted model, not a curated record. The transcript has 28 exons.
UCCAACGGCCCUGUUGUCACAUCGACAUCAUGGCGUAGGGAUGUGUCGGGGCGUCGGGUUGUUCUGGUGGGCACGCAGAGGUUCAGAAAGUAUAUUUUUUGUGGACUUUUGUCUUCGUGGUCGCAGGAAGAAGCUAACGAAAGGUUGAAUUUAUUCCACUAAAGUUGAGGUUGAGCUGUGACUAAAGAUGAUGUCUGAUGCGAGCGACAUGUUGGCUGCUGCCCUGGAGCAGAUGGAUGGCAUCAUAGCAGGCUCCAAAGCCUUAGAUUACUCCAACGGUUUGUUUGACUGCCAGUCGCCUACCUCUCCCUUCAUGGGGGGUUUAAGGGCGCUUCAUCUACUGGAAGACCUGAGGAGUCUCCUGGACUUGAUGGACACGGAGGAAAGGGAAAGUCUUCGCUGUCAAAUCCCUGACUCCACAGCCGACAGUGUGGUGGAGUGGCUCAACGGUCACCUGUCCAACGGCCACAUUUCUGUUGGCGGAGGCGAUCACUACCAGGAGAGGCUUUCUCGGCUGGAGAGCGAUAAGGAGUCUCUGGUACUUCAGGUCAGUGUGCUGACCGACCAGGUGGAAGCUCAAGGAGAGAAGAUCCGUGAUCUGGAUUUGUGUUUGGAGGAGCACAGGGAAAAACUCAAUGCUACAGAGGAGAUGCUUCAACAAGAACUUCUAUGCAGAACUGCCCUGGAGACUCAGAAGCUUGAACUAAUGUCUGAAGUGUCCAACCUCAAGCUGAAGCUGAACAGCAUAGAGAAGGAGAAACAAGACUUCGAUCAUGGUUUUAGGGACAGCGAUGAUCUGAUUCUUGAAAUAAAUGAACUGCGGUACAGAAUGAACGAUCUGGAGAAUGAAAAACUACAGUAUGAAAAGAAGCUCAAAUCCACAAAAUCUCUAAUAGCCAAGCUUUCUAGCCUGAAUACAAUGGUCCAGAUGCAUGAUGAGAAACAGAGGAACAGGCACAGACUUGAGGCUCUGAAGGACGAGCUCAUCGUGUUGAGGAGAGAGCUGGAGGGCAAAGAUGGAGAGGUGAAGAAACUACACGAUGAAACGGGUUUCAAACUACUCUCCUCCGGCGGGGCUGACGCCACAGACAGAACUUCUCAUCCAGAUGAAACUCUUAGAAAGAGGCUGAAGGAAAAACAUGUGGAAGUUCAGAGAAUGAAAAAGGCAGUGGAGUCCUUGAUGGCAGCAAACGAAGAAAAGGAUCGUAAGAUUGAUGAGCUGAAGCAAUCGCUUGUGCGGUACAAGAAGGUUCAGGACAUGGUGAUGUCAGUACAAGGGAAGAAAGAGAAAUCAAAUAAUGCAGAAUACAUGGAGAGCCCUAGUGAUGAAUCCAGCGCAUGUUCACCCGCCAACUCUGUGUGUGUGGAGUCUGAAAAGCAGGCGGGGGCGGACGGCGAGCCACUGAAGAGGAAUACUCCUGAGGAGAUGAAGAAUCUAAGUGUGCCGAUUGAAACUCCGUCUCCGAGCCCCACCCAUUCUGACCCAGAACGGGUAUCAGAGUCCACCCCAACAGAAACAGAAAGCAGCCAAGACAUUAGCAGAGCUGACGGGCCUGACCAUUUGGAAAUGAGCAAUAAUGAGAAGGCUACAAAUGAAGAGAUGAGUAAAACGAGGGAAAAGCCCCCCAUCAGUUCCACUGCCCCCUCGCAGUCCUCCACCGAGGACGACAGCUUCGGCUCCAGAAAAGCUCGCUCGUCUUUUGGGAAAGGCUUCUUCAAGAUCCGGGGAGGCAAAAAGACAACCGGCACCCCUAACCUGGACCGCAGCAGGAGUGCGAGUGCCCCUAUGCUAGCCGAAACAGAGCGACAGGGCACCGAUCAUCUAGAUCUGGCCGGGAUUCCUCAGACGUCGUCGAACAACGACAGCACGCAGACACUUCCCACAACUCCUGAAAGUAGGAAGAAAUCUAAAGGAAUCAAGAAACUGUUUGGAAAGCUUAAAAGGAGCCAGUCUACCACGUUUAACCUGGAUGACAACCUGCCUGAUGGGGAGUUCAAGCGGGGUGGAGUACGGGCAACAGCCGGACCCAGAUUGGGUUGGUCCCGCGAUCUCCAAAAAGCCAACAAUGACGUGGACGCCCCCUUUGCUCGCUGGUCUAAGGAUCAAGUGUGCGACUGGCUGCAGGAGCAGGGACUCGGCCUCUACGUGAACAUGGCUCGCGUGUGGAUCUCUUCUGGACAGACGCUGCUGCAGGCCUCACAACUCGACCUGGAGAAGGAGCUGGGUGUCAAACACCCGCUGCACAGGAAGAAGCUGCAGCUGGCUCUGCAGGCCCUCGGCUCUGAAGAGGAGGAUAAUAAGGGGAAACUGGACUACAACUGGGUAACAAGAUGGCUGGAUGACAUUGGUCUGCCUCAGUAUAAGACCCAGUUUGAUGAGGCCCGAGUAGAUGGCCGCAUGCUGCACUACAUGACAGUAGAUGACCUGCUUUCUCUAAAAGUAGGAAGCGUCCUUCAUCACCUCAGCAUCAAGAGAGCAAUUCAAGUUCUCCGUCUGAACAAGUUUGAGCCCAACUGUCUGCGCCGCAGACCGUCAGAUGAGAACAACAUUUCUCCAGCAGAGGUUUCCCAGUGGACCAACCACAGGGUGAUGGAGUGGCUGCGAUCUGUGGACCUCGCUGAAUACGCCCCCAACCUCAGGGGCAGUGGCGUCCACGGAGGGCUGAUGGUCCUGGAGCCUCGGUUUAAUGUGGAGACUAUGGCCCUGCUGCUGAACAUCCCCCCCAACAAGACCCUCCUGCGACGCCACCUCGCCACUCACUUCAGUCUGCUCAUCGGCACAGAGGCUCAACAGCUUAAACAGGAGUGUCUUGAGAACCCUGACUACACCGUACUCACCGCCACCACUAAAGUCAAGCCAAAGAAGCUGCCAUUUAGUAACUUUGGCAGUCUAAGGAAAAAGAAGCAGGAAGAAAGUGAGGAGUACGUUUGUCCAAUGGAUGUGGAGAUGCCAAAGGGACAAAGCUUCCAGAGAGGCUUUGAGCUCCAAAUCUAUGAAGACGACCUCGACCGGCUGGAACAGAUGGAGGACUCUGAGGGGACGGUGAGACAGAUCGGGGCGUUUUCUGAGGGAAUUCAAAACCUAACGAGCAUGCUGAAAGACGACGAGUUCUUUAAGGAGGCUUCACACUCUCCAAACCUGACAGACGAAGACUCGAACGCCUGAGAAUAAACCUGGAUCUUCUGCAGAUGAAACUCUGUGCCAACUCUACAAAGAAAACACCUCCAAUGUUCUCAUAUGUUCAGCGAAGAGCCAAAAGUAUUACGUCGUGUGUUUGCUCGUCGGUCGCUGAGGAAACAUUUUGGACAACGCCACUGUUUGCCAGCUGGUUUCUGGAAAUGAUUCUAAUCGAGCAGAAAGACAAAAAAAACACCAUCGCAGAUUUAAUAUAUGUCUUUUUAAUUUGCCUUUUGACUGUAGGGAUGUAGAGAAGAAGACCUUAUAGCAGUAAUUGUAUGUUUAGAUAAAGUAGUUACUCCAAACUGGCUGCUAAGUUUUUCUACACAACUGAACUGUAAUAGUGUUAACGGUCUUACAUUUGAUCUUUUUCUUUAUGUAUUCAUGCAUUUGCACAUAAAAAUGCACAGCCUGAUGAGAACAGCAUGGAGCUGAGAGCCAUCUGAAGAGUUGGUUUCAUUUUUACACACCUGUGAGCUGUUCCUGGGGGAAAUAAAGGUUUUUUUCCAGUAAUAUUUCUGCAAUAAAAAAUAAUUCGAUGUUCUUAAA